ACUUGCAUAAAUCAUAGCAACCCAAGCAAAUCUUAAGAAAUUUUUGAAAACCGAAAAAAACAAACAAAUUUUAAUUAUCGACAAUGAUGGCAGCGGUGGCGCGUUUCAUUGGACUGGAUAAAUUGCGAACCGCUCUUCGUGACUAUCGAAACUCUGGUGGAUUCCGAGCCAGUCUCUAUAAACUGUACCGGAUGAGUACACUUAAAACCGGUCGACUGGUGGGUGAGGACAAAUAUGGCAAUAAGUACUUCGAAGAUUCGAGUCAAUUCUUCGGCCGUAACCGAUGGGUAGAGUAUGCGGCGUAUCGUGGCGAAUCCUAUGAUGCCUCCCAAGUUCCCGCCGAAUGGUUCGGCUGGUUGCACAACCGUACCGAUCUACUUCCGAUGCGAGAUCCGUCCCGUCCCCAGUAUCCGUGGAUGUUAGAUCAUAGUGAAAAUUUAUCCGGAACGAAAAGUGCUUACAUGCCAUAUUCUACUACCAAGGAGAAGAUCGAGGCUUGGGAUCCGAAGGCGUCUCGGGGCGGAAAAGAAUGUACUAGUUCCAACUGAAUAAAUCUU
Molecule: messenger RNA, 557 nt
Organism: Malaya genurostris
Lineage: Eukaryota; Metazoa; Arthropoda; Insecta; Diptera; Culicidae
Product: NADH dehydrogenase [ubiquinone] 1 alpha subcomplex subunit 12-like
Exons: 1
Coding region: 84-548 (154 amino acids)
Biological process (GO): mitochondrial respiratory chain complex I assembly; response to oxidative stress
Cellular component (GO): membrane
Source: RefSeq, a predicted model, not a curated record